Molecule: messenger RNA, 1458 nt
Organism: Ichthyophthirius multifiliis
Lineage: Eukaryota; Ciliophora; Oligohymenophorea; Hymenostomatida
Exons: 10
Biological process (GO): ubiquitin-dependent protein catabolic process; protein ubiquitination
Cellular component (GO): cullin-RING ubiquitin ligase complex
Molecular function (GO): ubiquitin protein ligase binding
Source: RefSeq, a predicted model, not a curated record
AUGAUUAAUAUGGUAAAAAUGGAUUUUUAAACUGGUUGGAAACAAAUAGAACCAUGUAUAUAAAAGCUUCAUAUUUUGUUAGAUAAGUAAUUUAAUGGUUAAGAACUUGAAAAAGAAGAUUAAAUAACUACUACCUAAUAUAGCAAUACUUAUACAAUCAUAUAUAAUAUGUGUCUUGAAAAAUAAUUAAAGAAUCCAGAAUAAUUGUAUGAAGCUUAUAAAGAUCAAAUAUAAUUUUUUGUUAUUAAUAAAGAUAAAUCGCAUAUCGAACAUAAUAAUUUACCAAAAUUAAGAUAUAUUGAAUGGAGUGAUACUAUGUCUUGUGAAGAAUAUUUAUGGAACACUAAUAAUUUAUUAGAAUAAGAAAAAAAUAGAUUCGCUUAAGCUUUACAUAGAUUUUCUAAUACUCAUGAAUAGAUUAGUAGUAUUUUUAAUGAUGAAAUGAUUAAAAAUUAUAAACCUAUUUUACUAUCUAAAGAUUCUGGAUUUUAAUAUAUGUUAAUAAAUGAAAAGACAAAAGUUUUGUAAUUAGUAUAUAAUUUAUAUAAAAAAUUAAAUGAUACUUUUGAGGAUAUACGAUAAGCUUUUAGUGAUUAUUGUGCUUAGAUUGGAUAAGAUUUAAUAAAUUAAAAAAUAGAUGCGCAUUUAAAAGAAGAAGAAUUAGAAAAAUAAUAAUAGUAAACAUAGUAAAAUAUUUAGAAAAAAUUAUUAUCAUAUGCAAUAGACUAUUAAUUUGUUGAAAAUAUAUUUAAAUAUUUCCAUGAUAUAAAUCAUAUUAUUAAUUCUAAUUUUUAUUAAGACCCUAUAUUUAAGGUUUCAUUCAAAAAUGCAUUAGAUAGAUUUUUAAACGUUUAAAUAGAUGACUAUGGAGUACCUGAAUUAUUAGCAAAUUAUACAGAUAAAACUCUAAGAAAAGGAGCAAAAGAAAAUGAAGAUGAAAUGGAGAAAAAAAUCGAUAAAAUAAUAGAAGUAUUUAAUGAUUUAAAUGAAAAAGACAUAUUUUUAAAUUUAUAUUAAUCUUAAUUAGCACAACGUCUUUUAAUGGAAGAAUCUGAAAGUAUAUAAUACGAAAAGGUAAUGAUAACAAAAAUAAAGGGAUGUUGUGGAUAAGGAACAGAAAUAAAGAAUUACGAAGGUAUGUUAAACGAUAUAAAUUUAGCUAAUGAAUAUAAGAACAAUAAACUUAAGUUUAGUUUACCUAGUCCUAGUAGUCAGAAGAAAUUUAAAAGAGAAACUGUAAAUGAAAAUAGAGAUCAUGCUAUUGAAGCUGCUAUUGUUAGAAUAAUGAAAUCAAGAAAACAAUUAGAAUUUUCAGAAUUGGCUACUGAGGUGAAUAUUAUGAUGAAGAAAUUUAAACCUAAACUUAUUUAAAUUAAGAAGAAAAUCGAAUCAUUAAUUGAAAGGGAAUACAUAGAAAGAGAUUCGGAAAACAAAAAUAUUUUACAUUAUAAAUCUUGA